GAUCUAAAUCGGCAGGAAAUCCAUUCCAAUCACCAGCUUGCGAAUAUCUUCGUGGAAGAUCAGUCGCCCUUCAGGUAUCGCUCUAGUUUUCGCAGCGCAUUUAGUCGAAGAGGUUUGUUAGGUGCCUAGAGCCUAGACAGCUAGAGAGAUAGACUGCCUGAGCGAUAGCUCCUAGCAGUGAGACCACGCGCAAGGCCAACCCUCGCGGCCUCGUGGCCGCACAGACGUAUUCCUCUAUCCUGCGUCCCCAUCUGGUAUUCCCGCAAGUGGUAAGCCCGACUAUGAAUAUGGAAGCAUGCCGGCCUCUUUCGCAUCUGCUUGCACUCUGCUAGCCUUGCAUGUACGACCAUUGAACUCAGGUUGGGUCUAGUGUACGAUCAUGAACCAGAUUCUGGAGAUCGUGAAAGAUGUACCGGAGGUGCCGGUGGGAAAUAUCUACUGGAUGAUCGACCAUGCUUGUCGCGUGGACAAAUUAAGCCUCAAGGUCGUCUCUAUACUACUCGGCAUCCUCGCGGUAUCAGCGUCCGUCGCACGAUUAUUCUUUCGAUAUCGAAGCGCGCAGACACUUAACCUCGAAGACUAUUUCAUACUUUUCGCCACGACUUGCUUGGUCGCAGAAAUGGGUCUCAUUCUUUCCUUUACCGAGACGAUGUAUCGAACUGAUGGCGCCACACUCAACCUUUCUGUACUCAGAUACUUCACGAGCGAUCCAGAACUGAGCAAAAACCUCUUCAACAGCGGACCUUCGAUUCUCAUUGCAUACCUCACUUUAGGAUGGCUAGCGAUAUUUUCAGUCAAGUGCAGCUUCCUGGCGUUAUUCCAUAAGAUGUGCAGGAAUGUGAGCCGCAAGCUUACGGCGUAUUUCUGGGUGACAGUGGCAGCAACUGGAACGAGCUGCAUCGUCGUCAUCUUGGAGAGCUUCAUUUUGUGUCCGCGCUUCGGUGCCGAUGCGACGCAGUGCUUCCUAGAAAACCAGUACACGUUCAGUAUUAGCUCGGGUGUGGUAGUGCAGUCCUUGGACAUUGUGACUGAUCUUAUGAUUAUCAGCAUCCCUUUGACGCUACUCAAGAUGUCGCACCUUAAACUACAGAAUAAAGUUCCCAUCGCGAUUGUUCUAUGUCUGUCGAGCAUUUGCGUCAUUCUCAGCAUUGCUCGCCUUGCUGCCGGCAUGCAUCGCAACGUCUUUGGGAAAUGGCAAUUUGGUAUGGCCUGGCUAAGUUUCAUGCUGCACUGCGAAGCGUCUGUGGCGGUUAUGGCGGGCUCACUCCCCGCAUUACGAGCCUUCUACACCUCCCGCCGGAGUCGCAGGAUUGAAACAACCCCAAGUGAAAAGCUGAACGAGAAGCUUUCGGACAGCCUUAAAGGCAAGGCUUUGCGGCUACUUGAGGCGAUCCGCAAUAAAGAGCAGCCAGUAUUACCACGACACGAACGCAUCCAGCCAAGAGCAUCAAUAGCGAAAUGGCCUCAGUCGAUUAUUGGUAUCAUUCCACGAAGACCAAUGACCUACAAGGGCGGCGAUCUGCACGUGGUUGGUCCGGAUGGCCAGCGGUAUUCAGCGGCAGAAAGUGUGAUGAUAGAUCCCACCUCAGCAUAUCAUAAUAUCAGGAAGCAGGAGUUGCAAAGAGACGGUAUAAUGGUCAAGCGUGAGACCAUGGUGUGGAGCGACUCAGCGAGAUCGAAGUACGCGUCGGUGGACAUGAGUGAGGCGAUAUCGCACACUGGGACCAUAAUAUCGUCAGCGGGUAGUAGUCCGGAAUUGAAGGGUAGUGACCUGGCGUUUCCUGCCAGGGCCAUGUCGGCGAGGAAGGUCAAUUAUUUCAUCGAUUCACAGUUUGGUCAGAUUACUGCAGGAAUGCGCAGCUAA
Molecule: messenger RNA, 1864 nt
Organism: Paraphaeosphaeria sporulosa
Lineage: Eukaryota; Fungi; Ascomycota; Dothideomycetes; Pleosporales; Didymosphaeriaceae
Exons: 4
Coding region: 380-1864 (494 amino acids)
Source: RefSeq, a predicted model, not a curated record